AUGUCAACUACAGAACAGAAGGCUGAUCCGUGGUCUAGUUUUGACUAUUCUACUACUACUAGAAAGGACAGUAAUAUGGAUCCCGAGUUAGCUUCCAUUGUAUCAUCAUUGUCUGCACUCUCAAAUCCACCUGCACAACAGGCGCUAGGGGGGCCGCAACAAAUAGGAGGGUUUAGACGGUCAUCUUUAAACUCUAAUAACGGCAGUGACGUGGAAUCUGAGCUUAUCUUCCAGAAUCACACUGCUUCUCCUACUGUGAGAAGGUCAGCACUAUCGGUUGGAGCAGCUCCUACGGCAGCAACGUCUAAUGGUCACCGGCUAGCAAUGCUGGGCCAUUAUCCAGCUAGCAUUACGACGGGAGCGUUGCAAUCUGCACAACAAGGGGGCUCUUUUUUUGAGAGGUUUGGUCGCUCUUUAGCCGAGGCAACCCGGGAAGUGGAGAUGAAUUUAGGGUCUACAUCCUCGCGAAACUUGAGAAGAGACUCUGUUAAUAAUGCAACAGGGCCAUUAGACAUUCUAUCUAUUGUACCAGGUGCUACAAAUAUCUCUGCUGACGAACAGAUCCGUCGAAAAACUUCUGUGUCUUCUGACACUUUAGACUCUGUAAGUGAAAGUCUAUCCUUACAGAAUGAGGUAAAUGGGUCGAAGAAUAUUUGGAAUGUUGCGAAUGCGCCGGUAUUUAGGCCCAAUCAGAUGGAAUCAGUGUUAAAUCCUGAGGUGUAUCAAUCAAUGUAUUGCGGUUUACCAUACGGUGUAUUUGGACAUUACAAUGUCCCAGGGGCUACUAACCAAGCCUCUGAUAAUAUGGCACCCAAUAAUUCAACUUUUGAACAAGAAUCCUCUCCAAGGAACAAUGAAGAGGUUGAAGAUCCUAUUGUCGCUGAACAUUCAAGCAGCUUAGCCGCGCAAUUCAUGUUCCCCCCCGGUGCGCCGUUAAUGUACUUUCCUCAAAAUGUUACCACGAAUUCCAACUCCCCUCCUCCUGGUAUGACUCAGUAUCAGCACAGUAGGUACAACUCAACCGAGUCACAGAAAAAUAAGUCUAAAUCAAAUCCAUACCUUCACCAAAAUUCUAGAGGGUAUAAGUCGGCAGUGUUUCCGACACAGAAUUCAAACUUAAAAGGUUCACCAACUUCUUUGCAAUCAAAUAAUAUUCAUCACAAUCAACAUUAUCAGCCAUCUUCCCAAAAACAUUCAAACUCUCACCAGAAGCAACAGCAACGCCAUGAAUUGUCGCAGCGGCAACAGCAGGGUCAAAAGCAGACAUCACAGCAACAAGAUCAGCAGCAAUCCAUGUCCUCACAGCACCAGUCUUGUGCUAUGUCGAAGAGAAGUGGUAAGAAUCAACAAUCCAUAGUGAGAUCUCCAUUAUUGGAAGAAUUUCGUACUAAUCCAACUAAUAAGACUUACAAGUUACAUGAGAUAUAUGGUUCGGCGUUGGAAUUCUGUAAGGACCAGCAUGGUUCCCGUUUUAUUCAACAUGAAUUGGCUACAUCAUCAGAUAUCGAAAAAGAGAUUAUUUUUAAUGAAAUCAGAGAUCAUGCGAUAGAGUUAUCUCAUGACGUCUUUGGUAACUACGUGAUUCAAAAAUUUUUUGAAUAUGGUACUAAAACCCAAAAAGAUAUCUUGGUUGAGCAAUUCAAAGGCAAAUUGGAGAUGUUGUCUUUAGAAAUGUACGCCUGUCGUGUUAUUCAGCGUGCUUUCGAGUUUAUUGAUGAAGAUCAGAAAAUUGAACUAGUGACGGAGUUGUCUUCAAGUGUGCUGACAAUGAUAAAAGAUCAAAAUGGUAACCAUGUCAUACAAAAGACAAUUGAGUGUAUACCAAUGGCGAAGUUGCCCUUUAUAUUUGAAAGCUUAAAAGGUCAAAUUUACCAUUUGUCUACUCAUUUUUACGGUUGUCGUGUAGUGCAAAGGUUAUUGGAAUAUGGAAGUAAGGAGGAUCAAGAGGAAAUCCUAAACGAGUUGGAUCAAUUUAUUCCCUACCUAGUUCAAGAUCAAUAUGGUAACUAUGUUAUCCAGCAUAUUUUGCAACAUGGUGGAGACGACCCUGCUACUAACCAUAUUGAUAAAUCGAAGCAAGAUAUUGUUGAUACAAUUAGUAGAACGGUGGUGGAUUUCUCAAAACAUAAAUUUGCUUCCAACGUUGUGGAGAAAACUAUCUUAUAUGGAAAUCCAUCGCAGACGAGAAAGGUUCUAGAUAAAAUACUACCAAACGACGAAGAGCACGCCGCUAACUUGGAAGACACAUCGCCCUUAAUCCUAAUGAUGCGUGAUCAGUACGCAAACUAUGUUGUACAAAAACUUGUCGGUGUUGCUACAGGUGACGAUAAGAAAUUAAUUGUCAUUGCUAUCAGAUCUUAUUUGGAGAGAUUGAAUAAGAACAAUACGCUGGGAAAUAGACAUUUGGCCAGCGUCGAAAAACUUGCUGCAUUGGUUGAGAAGGUUAAAAUAUAG
Eremothecium sinecaudum is the source of this 2454-nucleotide messenger RNA. It is a transcript of the gene PUF3, whose product is annotated as mRNA-binding protein PUF3. NCBI's taxonomy places the organism in Eukaryota, Fungi, Ascomycota, Saccharomycetes, Saccharomycetales, Saccharomycetaceae. Bases 1 to 2454 code for a protein of 817 amino acids. Gene Ontology annotation, biological process: nuclear-transcribed mRNA catabolic process, deadenylation-dependent decay. The record is from RefSeq and is a predicted model, not a curated record. Gene Ontology annotation, molecular function: mRNA 3'-UTR binding. Gene Ontology annotation, cellular component: cytoplasm. The transcript has a single exon.